CAUAUAUGAGAGUAUUUAGAGGAAGAGAACAAGCUUAUACUGACAUGUAUGGAAAGUGGGAUGACUCUUAUGUACAUAUAUAUGAUUUUAAACAGGAACUUGAAAAGAGAAACCCAGGAAGUGUCGUGGAGAUUGAUUUAUAGACAGUGGGUGACAAGAAACAUUUCCUAUGCUUUUUUAUAUCAUUAACAGCAUGCUCCAACGGGUUUCUUGUUGGUUGUCGUCCUUACAUUGGGCUUGAUGCAUGUCAUUUGAAAGGGAAAUUUAAUGGUGUGUUAGCCGCUGCCACAAGUAUAGACGACAACAAUGGUAUGUUUCCAAUAGCCUAUGUUGUGCUUGAGUCAGAGAAUACAAAAUCAUGGACCUGGUUUCUCAAGUCACUAGAAAAAGCGAUCGGUACACCUAAUGGUCUUGUUAUCUCCUCUGACAUGCAAAAAGGGUUGGAAGUAGCUAUUACACAGGUUUAUCCUAACGUUGAGCAUCGAGAAUGCAUAAGACAUUUGUGUAGCAACUUCAAGAAACAUUUUCGAGGUGACUUUUUCAUGAGCAAGCUAUGGGAUGCUGCAAAUACCUACUCUGUUAGUAAGCAUGAUAGAUUGUUAAAAGAAAUUGCUAGUAAACAUGAAGAUGCAAUUGCAUAUUUGAAUGAGCACCAUAAAAAGAUAUGGAGUAGAAGCAAGUUUGGCACACUUGUCAAGUGUGAUUACAUUACCAACAAUAUUUCUGAAACUUUUAACUCUUGGGUAGGUGACAUACGUUAUAAACCGAUGCUAGAUCUCCUUGAUGCAAUUAGAGAAAAGCUUAUGGAACGAUUUGACAAGAAAAGGAGUAAGGUGAAAAAAUGGAAAGGUCCACUAGUUCCAAAAGCAAGGGACUAUCUCAAGACAAUCACUAAGAAUUUGGGUGAAUAUCAAGUUUGUAGAAGCAGUGACAAUAAAGCAGAAGUGAACUACAAAGGAAAUCGUUGGGAUGUUAUAUUAGAUGAGAAAAAAUGUAGUUGUCGAGAAUGGCAAGUCACAGGCCUUCCAUGUGUGCAUGCAGUUGCUUUUAUUGCUUUCACAAGGGAGCCUAGAUGGGACAAAUACGUUGAUGCAUAUUUCACAGUUGGGAGAUAUAAAGAAGCAUAUGCUUUAGAAAUUGGUCCAAUGCCUGGGAAAGAUCAAUGGGUGCAUAUAGACACAGUCGAUAAGAUAUACCCACCUAUUAUAAAACGGCCACCUGGACGACCUAAAAAGAAUAGAAUUGUAGCACGUGCUGAGCCCAAGAAAAGACAUAGAUGCACGCGUUGUGGUAUGUAUGGACACCAUGGAAAGAGUUGCAAAAAUCCCGCGCCUCAAGGGUUUGACGAAGCAUCCACUAGCAAAAGGAAAGAACAAAAAUGA
Lactuca sativa (garden lettuce) is the source of this 1382-nucleotide messenger RNA. The record is from RefSeq and is a predicted model, not a curated record. Lineage: Eukaryota; Viridiplantae; Streptophyta; Magnoliopsida; Asterales; Asteraceae.